UUUACAUGUAUGUUUUGCAAAAAAGUUAUUAAAGGUGGAGGGAUACAUCGACUUAAAAAGCAUCUUGCCGGAGUAGUUGGUGAUGUAAAAAUUUGCAAAACAGUGGAUGCAAAUACCAGAUUUAGGAUGCUCGAGAGUUUGAAUGAAACUUCAACAAAGAAGAAGAGAGCUGCAGAGACAUUUGAUGAUGAACAUCCUUUUGGUCCUAAUGUUGUGGAAUUGGCCGAUGAUGACACUAGUGAAAUACCACGUCCAGCAGUGCAUGUGUCGUGCUCCUCUCGACCACCAAAGAGAGCAGCUACAUCUCAAGAGGUGGGUAGUUUCUUUGCUCCAAGAACUACCCCCUGGUGCGCAACCAACAAUUAAGAGUGUGCUUGCAGGUAAAAAAGUUGUGCAUGAAGUUGAUAUUGCUAUUGCAACUUUUUUUCUUUGAAAAUUGCAUCCCUAUGAAUGCUUUGAAUUCAAGGUCUUAUCAGCGAAUGCUUGAUGCAGUUGCUUCUAUUGGGUCUGGAUAUAAAGGGCCAAAUUAUCAUGCUAUGAGAACUAGAUUAUUAUCUGAUAUGAAAAAAAAAGUCCAAUUGCUAGUUGAUAGUUGUCGUAGUCAAUGGGUAGAAACAGGAUGUACAAUCAUGGCAGAUGGGUGGCAAGAUCAAAAAAAUAGGCAAUUGAUUAACUUUCUAGUUUAUUGUCCUAUGGGAAUUAGUUUUAUAAGAUCCGUCGAUGCUUCAGAUAUUAUUAAAGAUGCAACUAAUCUUUGUAAUCUGUUUGUUGAAUUGGUUGAAUUUGUUGGUCCUAAAAAUGUUGUGCAUCUUGUAACGGAUAAUGCCGCUAAUUAUAAAGCAGCAGGAAGAAUGCUACAUGAUAAAUAUCCUCAUAUCUACUGGUCACCAUGUGCUGCGCAUUGUCUAAACUUGGUUUUAGGCGACAUAGGAAAAAUGGAACUUGUCCAAAGUCUAGCAAAACGUGCAUCAUUAAUUACAAAGUUUGUUUACAAUCAUGGGUUUUUGUUAGCUUUUUUGAGGAAGAGGGAAGGAUGGACAGAAAUUAUACGUCCUGGUCCUACUCGUUUUGCCACAACCUUUAUUGCAUUGAAGAGUCUUCACAAACACCAACAUGAUCUUACAGCUUUGGUAACUAGCAAAACUUUUGUUGAGUCUAUAUACUAUAGAGACCCAAAGGCUAGGGAUUUCAUUGCUGUUAUCCUAGAUUCUAGAUUUUGGAAUGAUGUUGAGAUUAUUGUUAAAAUUGUUGCACCACUAGUAUAUUUGUUAAGGAUUGUUGAUGGUGAUGAUAGGCCAUCACUUGGUUAUGUGUAUGAUGGCAUGUUUAGAGCAAAGAAAGCUAUUAAGAGCAUUUUCAUGAACAAAAAAUCCUUGUACAAACCUUAUACAAGGAUUAUCAAGCAAAGGUGGGAUAAACAUCUCCGUCAACAACUACAUGCUGCUGCUUAUGUUUUAAACCCAGCAUUCUAUUAUGAUAGGGAGAACUUGUCCCAAAAGCCCGAGGUUAUGGCAGGAUUUCUUGAAGUGUUGACUACACAAGUUGAUGGUAAUCGGACCAAAUUCUUGAAUGAAACCAAUCUUUAUCGUGGAAAGGUUGGUGAGUUUGGCAAACAAUUAGCUCUUGAUUCUAUUAAGCAUAUGCGUCCCGAUAUGUGGUGGAAUACUUUUGGACAUAGUGUGCCAAAUGUGCAAAAAUGGGCAAUUAAGAUACUUAGUCAAACUGCUUCAUCAUCGGGUUGUGAAAGGAAUUGGAGUGUCUUUGAAAGAAUACAUACAAAAAAGAGGAAUAGAUUGAAGCAUCAAAGGUUGAAUGAUCUUGUGUUUGUGCAUUACAACUUGCGUUUAAAAAAUAGAGCCUUCAACAAGAUGGGAGCCUAUGAUCCUAUAGACUAUGAGAGAAUAGAUGACAUUGAAUUUUGGAUCAUGGACGAAGAUACAAAUUCUACCCCCAUUCUUGAUUCCAAUGAGAUAGAAAGUAUGCUUUACAAUGAGGAAUCAAUUCCCAUAAUUGGUACUGACAAUGAGGAAGGUGAAUUGGCACCCACCAUUGGACUUCAAGAGGGGGGACUUAAUUUGGAUUCAUUUCCACAAGAAGAUGUGGAUAGUUAUAAUGGUGUUGAUGAUGAUGGUUUCCAUCAAUUUAAUGAUUGAUCAUUCGAUGCAUGAACUUUGAGUUUGAACUUGAAUAUGGGAGACUUGAAGAGGGGAGACUUAAUUUGAUAUUUUGAUGUUUGAAUUUAGAUUAUGAAUUUAUGUUUUAGUAUUUGGUAUGAAUUAUGUAUUUGGUAUAAGUAUUAUGAAUUUGGACUUUGUAUAAGUAUUAUUAAGUACUUGGUCUUGGUAUGAACAUCAUGCACUUUAAAACUAAAUUUUGUUAAUUUGUCAAUUUAUGUCUAAGUAUUUGUUAUUCUGU
Molecule: messenger RNA, 2415 nt
Organism: Trifolium pratense (red clover)
Lineage: Eukaryota; Viridiplantae; Streptophyta; Magnoliopsida; Fabales; Fabaceae
Exons: 4
Coding region: 396-2153 (585 amino acids)
Molecular function (GO): protein dimerization activity
Source: RefSeq, a predicted model, not a curated record